Molecule: messenger RNA, 2427 nt
Organism: Mycena indigotica
Lineage: Eukaryota; Fungi; Basidiomycota; Agaricomycetes; Agaricales; Mycenaceae
Product: USP domain-containing protein
Exons: 4
Coding region: 1-2427 (808 amino acids)
Biological process (GO): protein deubiquitination
Cellular component (GO): nucleus; cytosol
Molecular function (GO): cysteine-type endopeptidase activity; cysteine-type deubiquitinase activity
Source: RefSeq, a predicted model, not a curated record
AUGCGUACCACCACGGACUUGGUCCAGCAACUCGCUCCGCUUGCAGCAGUUGUCUUCUUGUUUCUCUUCCCUCUAGUUGCGCUUCGCGCCUUCACUUUCCUUCGCCCUCGAUUUGCGACUUUUCAGAGCUCUGUCAUGACGUUUGGGGCGUUCUUGCCAUGGAAUUGGGGCUCUCACGACAAAGCUGUUUCCUCGUCGCCAUACAAUCUUGCCGAUCGUGCCAAUGGGAAGAAAGCGCGAGUACGGACGCGUGCAGACCAGGUAGCAGGUCGAAAGUCUCCCGCCGGAGAAAAGGGACCAGAAGUUGCAUCGGUGGUGUUGCCUCAGGACGCCCUAUUCCCUGGACUAGUCAAUAUGUCGGGCACUCAUUGUUUUAUGAACUCCACGCUCCAGGCGCUUGCAUCACUCACAUUCCUUGCACCUUACCUCCUGGCAAUUCGCACGCGUGCCGAGGCCCUCGACGUCCCCACCCCCGUUGUCGAUGCCCUCAUUGACUUGCUUGAUGCCUUGAACACACCCGAACCCUCGGGCCGGCCGCUUCGAGCAACGGCGCUUGUGGAAGCCUUGUGUUCUCCUCCACCCAAUAUGGAUGGCUCCUCCGAUGACCUCGCACCUACAUCAGCCUCUGCAUUGUCAGCCUUUUGGGGCUCUGGCUCUUCCAACCUCAACCUUGGAGCCAGUGCUAAGGCAACUGCACUCCUUGCCUCACACGAACAUCAAGACGCCCAAGAAUUAUUCCAACUCAUAUCCGAAUGCGUCAGAGAGGAUAAUGCCCGUGUUUCAAAAGAAGCAGCGCGAGACCGGGGAUUUGCGAUUGCUUCGUUAGAAACGUUGUCGCAGGCGUCUCUAACAAGUCCGUUCGACGGAUUAACAGCGACGAGGCGGUCAUGUGUGCGUUGCGGGUAUACUGCUGCAAUCAGGCAUUUCGCUUUCGAUACAAUUCAGCUUGCAUUGGAGAGCACCGGCGGUGGAUGGGGACCAACAUCAGUCCACGAUCUCCUCAGGGCGUAUAUCAAUCUCGAGGUUCUUCAAGAUUGCGCAUGCCGACGUUGCGAACUGAGAGCGACGGCCAGAAGACUACACGAAGAAGUGGAACGACUUGAAUCAACUACAUUAACCGACGCAGGUGGAAUGCAGGUAGACGCGGUUCCUAACGGACACACUAAUGGCCAUGUGCAUGAAUCGGACGACGAAGAUGGCUCUUCCGGUAAAAAGAAGAAGAAGAAGCAUAAACCUGCUGCUGAAGCAGGCGGGCCAACGCCUUCUCGACUCCGGCGGCUGAAAGUUGUUCGCAGGAUGGAAGCAAGAGUUUUGAAAGCACUCGAGACUGGGAGGAUCGAGGAGGAGGAUCUGGAAGGAGACUGGGACUGGGAAGCCAAGAACGAUUCAUUUGUUCAUGGACCUGGCGGAGAUGCAUUGAAGGGGGUCAGAAUAGAGCGAGUGUCUGGUGGAGUAUCGACUAGACAGAGCAUGAUUGGACGGCCUCCAACUGUUCUCGCUCUACAUAUCAACCGAUCCGUUCACACUGGCUUGCGCGUUGCCAAAAACAGCGCUAGCGUAGCGUUCCCUGAGAUUCUGGACAUCACUCCCUACACAACGGAUGGUGUUCUAAGUCUUGAGCCAACGGCCUCCCUCAGUGGUGCAGCAGAUCCAGGUAUCCGGGGGGCGCUUUCCGCAAGUCGACCGAAUCCAAGUCCCUGUUUAUAUCGACUCGCUGGGGUAGUUUGUCACUUUGGGCAACAUUCUUUUGGGCACUACAUCUGCUAUCGACGGACCCCCUCCCCCUCACCAAGUGGGAAAUACGUCCCUGCUUCCCCCACUCCUGAAAGCAGUGCUGGAACUGGCACUGGCUGGCUGAGGAUAUCAGACUCCCACGUGGACCAAUGCGGCGUCGAGCAUGUGCUGGCGGAGGGCAGUUCUGUGUUCAUGCUUUAUUACGAGCGGAUCCGGCCACCACAGCCCUCUUCCCCACCCAAAAUUGUCGUUCCGCGAAUCUACACUGGCGACACGGAGGCCGCAGACUCGGCAGAAACCAUUCGGCCUGUUGCUUCUUCGUCUCCGACUGGGCCGCGGCUUAUCCGCAGCGUCAUGUUGGGUCGCGCAAACGGCUCAGUGUCGUCUCUUUCGUUGCUCUCGGCGGGCUCUCCGGAGCCAGACGUACCCGGAACACCCAAAGCUGCCACGACGCCUUCUGUGUUGGAUGAAACAGAGGUUGUCGAGCGGUUAGAUCUUGACGAUGAGGAACCACUUGACCUCGACAGACAUGAAGCUACGGAGACGUUACCGACUCCUCCACCAACCCCGCGCGGCGGCUCCGAAGUCCCACACCAAAACCCGAAAGCCAAAAAGAAGAAGAAAAAAGAAGAGCCAACCUGCGCAACCGGAGGUUUCUAUCACGUGACACAUAGAUCGCUCAUUAGUUUGUAA